GUAGCACUGAAAGAAGACGUUGCUACUACUAGCCAGCUAACUAGGCUAACCUGUUAUUGACAUCGGUUUCAGAUUAUCAUACCAUACAUAUUAUGUCUUUUAAAAGAGAAGGUGAUGACAAGAGUCAGCUAAACAUACUUCAGAAGCGUCGCGUAGCGGAUCUUCUGUCCAAUUUCAUACCAGAAGAUGAAGCGGCUCUAAUGAGAAACGGAAGAUACAGCUGCGUGGUGUGCUCCCACCGUCCGGUGUUCGACACCGUGGACACGCUGACGGUCCACAGGAACGGGAAGAGGCACCUGGAGGGAUUAAAAGCAUUCUACGGCAAGAAAGCCCGACUGAAGAAUGAAAGGAUGAAAAGGCAUCACGAGAACUACGUCCACACUGAAGACACAACGCAGGAGCCCUCCUGUUCAGCCCCUCUGCUGGAACAAACACGGCGGCUGACGCAUCACGCUUUAUUGAAGACCGCACCAUAUAACAGCUGCCAUUCAAAAACAAGUACGAAACCUGAAAAGGAGCCGCUGCGCGCGGGCUUCGAAUUCAGCAACAGAACGGCGUCCGAACAACGAAAAGCUGAAGGUUCAAACGUUUCAUCACUAAGCACUUCAGCAGCCGGUGACGGGGGACCACCGUCGGAAAACGUAGAAGGAACUAAAGGUGCAAUGACACAGGAGGAGAAGGAGGAGGAGAAGGAGGAGGAGCCUAUACCCGCCGAGAGGAGGAGAGAGCUGCAGCACUACCUCAAACUGAAAAGCGACGGGUGGCUGAAGGACCGGAGCGGCCAGUGGGUGAGGGACGAGAACGUGGAGUUUGAUUCAGACGAGGAGGAGCCUUCGCUCGGGCCCCUUCCUGCACGUCCCUGAGAAAGGACUGAGAACUGUGGGCGAGCACAGAUGAACUCUCACCACAAUGGUGCGUUCAGGGACCACGGUGCAAGGAGUUCCUCUUCAUUGACCUUUUUAUUGGAUUCCGAACUUUUCCUGCGUUGUUUUGUUAUCGUUUUUUGGGGUUUAAACAUGAAGCCGAUUCGAAACCAUCAUGAUUUCAUGAGAAAAUAAAACAAUUUGAAGAAGGCACUCCUCAGCACAGCAAAUAUGCUCUGGGUCAAAGUUCAAUGUGCCAUGUCAUGAGACCUCGGCACAGCCCAAUCGAACGCAUACGGCGGCAAACACUAGGUGCUUUGUGAGGACGGCGUUUUGUAUUUGACGGAUCUUGUUUACUGCCCCUCUUGACACUUUUUUGGACUCCUCUCCAGCCCCAGUGGUUUUGACUUCAAACUGCGCUCCAAACCAACCAGAGCACCAUCCCUCUCACGUGUGUUUUUCAGCAGUGAAAAGCUGAACGACUCUCAUCACCCGCAGAACCAGAGGUUCUAUUCUCAGUGUCCGGGUUGGCUUCCCCCUCACAGGGCGUUCGCUCUGUGCUGCUCCCCGGCACACAGCUGCUAUGAAUCCGAUAACACCGCCAGGGUCAGCUGGACUUAGCGCGGGGUUAGUUUCUGAUGACACUGCUAAUGUGCGUUUAAAAAAAAACAACAACAACAAAAAAAACGCGCUUAUCUCGUUACCGAACUGAGAGCAUCACAGAGAGAAGACACUCGAUAAAGUUCACCUGGCUGUGGAGACUCACACCGACGACCUUUUAAUACCGCCUGCCGUUUCACUUGUAGCACUAAUGGGACGAUGAAAGAGCUUUCUAUCUUUCGUGCAAUGGUUUCAUUAAGAUGACGUUGAGAACGCUUCGAAAUACAAAGAAGCGACGCAGUGAGAGGAGGUCGUGGAGGUUGGCAGCUGCUUGUGGUCGUAAAAGUUUGGGUGCAGCCCUCCUCAAGUCGUCGGGUGUAUAUUUGGAACAAGGUAACUCAAGCCCAGCGGACGAGGUUACGGGUCCCAUCGGGGGGGGGGGGGGG
This is a messenger RNA of Pungitius pungitius (ninespine stickleback), 1909 nucleotides long. RefSeq names its product sodium channel modifier 1 (gene scnm1). NCBI's taxonomy places the organism in Eukaryota, Metazoa, Chordata, Actinopteri, Perciformes, Gasterosteidae. Gene Ontology annotation, biological process: RNA splicing. The transcript has 8 exons. Gene Ontology annotation, cellular component: nucleus. Bases 93 to 863 code for a protein of 256 amino acids. The record is from RefSeq and is a predicted model, not a curated record.